Neoarius graeffei (lesser salmon catfish) is the source of this 855-nucleotide messenger RNA. RefSeq names its product leukotriene B4 receptor 1-like. Lineage: Eukaryota; Metazoa; Chordata; Actinopteri; Siluriformes; Ariidae. The coding region runs from base 1 to 855 and encodes 284 amino acids. The transcript has 2 exons. Gene Ontology annotation, biological process: G protein-coupled receptor signaling pathway; immune response. Gene Ontology annotation, molecular function: G protein-coupled receptor activity. Gene Ontology annotation, cellular component: membrane. The record is from RefSeq and is a predicted model, not a curated record.
AUGCAGCAACUCAACUCAUCCAAUAACUCACUCACCACCUCAAUCCCAACUGGAAACCUGGUUGCCAGUAUUGUAAUGGCAAUUUGCUUCAUGCUGGGAGUCCCUGGGAAUAUCGCUGUAGUGGUACGUCUGGCUGGAUGGUUGAAGGGAGGCAGUUUCACCCCGAGACUGAUGCUAAGCCUCGCCAUAUCAGAUCUGCUCACUCUGCUUCCUCUGCCAGUUUGGAUUUGGACUCUUCUUCAUGGCUGGGUCUUUGGCGUGGUCCUGUGUAAGCUUCUCUCCUAUUUGUUGUACUUCUGCAUGCAUUGUAGCAUACUGUGUGUGGUUUUGAUGAGCAUUCAGCGAUAUAUGCAAGUGCUGCAUCCUCAGAAAUGGAACAAGCUUGGCAGGAAAGGAAAGAAGAUCCUCUUGAGUGGAAUUUGGAUCUUAAGUGGAGUAAUAUCAUCCUAUGCUCCUCCAAAAGAAGAAGAAGCAGCUCUUGUACAGCGUACGCCAAGUACAAAUGAGGAAAGAAAGCUUCAGUGCAAGCAAUGCUACCAGAAUAAUGUUCAAACAGUGGCUACUUUAAUCUUGGAGAUUAUAAUAUUGAUGGUUUCAUUCCUCACACUGGCUUACUUCUACUUUCGUUGUCACCGGGGAGUUAAUAACUCAACUUUCUUUAGCACUAACUUAAUAACAAAGCUGGUGAUCAGAAUUAUGGCCUGUUUCUUUAUUUUUUGGAUUCCAUUUCACAUCAUCAACAUUGUGCUCAUCAUUGCCGUGUUGCUUGAGAAUGCCAGUCUGUUAAGAUCUAUAGAAGCUGCUGACAAUAUUACUACAGCUCUUGUUUUCAUUAACGGUUGUGUGGACCCCUGA